Molecule: messenger RNA, 495 nt
Organism: Plasmodium knowlesi strain H
Lineage: Eukaryota; Apicomplexa; Aconoidasida; Haemosporida; Plasmodiidae
Product: conserved Plasmodium protein, unknown function
Exons: 1
Coding region: 1-495 (164 amino acids)
Source: RefSeq, a predicted model, not a curated record
AUGACCACGCAGAAAGGAGAUGAAGAGAUGAAAGGGGAGGGGGUACACCAGAGAACGGAGAAGAAGGAAGACGAGGAAGCAGAUGCACAGGAAGAAAAACACGACCAACAAGAUAAAGAGAGGGAUGUCUAUACUAUCUUAGGAGAGCAAACAGAAAAAGAAAAAAAAACACUCAAGGGGAAAAUAAUAGAAUUAGAAAAAGCAAUAGACAUAAAAAUAGUACAACUGCAGAAGGAGCUAAAUGAAUCGAAGCAGAAUCAACAGAUACAGGACUUGGACUUUACAACUAUUUUAGAUGAAUUCAAGGAGGAUAUAACUAAAAAGAUGAAUGAAGUGACUGAGGUAAUAGAAAAAAAACUGGAAGAACAGAACUUGAAGCAUGCCAAGCUAUUCAAUAUCCUCGUGUCUCUAAAAAAUGAAAACUUUACCAUUAGCAAGUCCAUUUCUUUGCUCAACGAUAAGAUUCAUAUCAUUGAGGGCGAGAUUGGGGAGUAA